Messenger RNA from Acinonyx jubatus (cheetah), 1956 nucleotides. Its product is annotated as cytochrome P450 7B1. Gene Ontology annotation, molecular function: steroid hydroxylase activity; heme binding; iron ion binding. The record is from RefSeq and is a predicted model, not a curated record. The transcript has 6 exons. Gene Ontology annotation, biological process: bile acid biosynthetic process; cholesterol homeostasis. Lineage: Eukaryota; Metazoa; Chordata; Mammalia; Carnivora; Felidae. The coding region runs from base 136 to 1644 and encodes 502 amino acids.
AGCCUCUGGCGGCCGGACCGAGGGAGAGCCGCGCAGAGACGCCGCGGGAGGCAGCAGUGUCGCCGUCCCGAGAGAGACCCCUGGCUGGCCGCUGCGGCGCGCGGGAACCAGACGGCGGAAGACUUGUCCUCGGGCAUGGGCCUCUUCUCGCUGGAGCCCUUGCUGCCGCAGCUACUCAGCUUCCAGGGCCUGGCCCUCGCCGCGGCCCUGCUGCUCGGGGUCUUGUGCCUGAGCUCCAGGCGCACCAGGAGACCUGGUGAGCCUCCAUUGAUAAAAGGCUGGCUUCCUUACCUUGGAGAGGCCCUGAACUUCCAGAAGAAUCCUUUAGGUUUCAUGAAAACACUUCAAAAGCAACAUGGUGACACUUUCACUGUUCUCCUUGGGGGAAAGUAUAUAACAUUUAUCCUGGACCCUUUUCAGUACCAGUCAGUGAUAAAAAACCGCAAAUUAAGCUUUCGAAUAUUUAGUAAUAAAGUCUUAAGGAAAGCAUUUUCCAUCAAAAAGCUGGAAACCAAUGAUGACCUGAACGAUGAACUUCACAUCUGCUAUCAACUUUUACAAGGGAAAUCUUUGGACAUACUCACAGAAAACAUGAUGCAGAAUUUAAGACAAGUGCUUGAACUCCACCUACUAAAAGCCACAGAUUGGGUCAUGACACCGCUGUUGGCAUUCUGCAACUCAGUGAUGUUUGAGAUCACAUUUACAACCAUAUAUGGAAAAAGUCUUGCUGGUAGUACGAAGACAUUUACUACUGAGCUAAGAGAUUAUUAUUUAAAAUUUGAUGACAAAUUCCCGUAUUUAGUAUCAGACAUACCCAUAGAGCUUCUAGGAAAUGUCAAGUCUAUUAGAAAUAAACUUAUAAAAAACUUGACAUCAGAACACUUAGCUAAGAUACAAGGAUGGUCAGAAGUUGUUCAAAUGAGGCAAGAUAUCCUGGAGAAAUACUAUACGCUCGAGGACCUUGAAAUAGGAGCACAUCAUUUAGGCUUUCUCUGGGCCUCUGUGACAAACACUAUUCCAACUAUGUUCUGGGCGAUGUAUUACCUCCUACAGCACCCAGAAGCUAUGGCAGUGCUGCGUGACGAAAUUGACCAUUUUCUGCAGUCAACAGGUCAAAAGAAAGGGUCUGGAUUUCCCAUCCACCUCACCAGAGAACAAUUGGACAGCCUGGUCUACCUAGAAAGCACCAUUCUCGAGGUUUUACGACUAUGCUCAUUCUCAAGCAUCUUCCGUUUUGUUCAAGACGAUUUGACUAUACAUUCAGAGCCGCAGGACUACUGUCUGCGAAAGGGGGACUUGGUCGCCAUCUUUCCUCCAGCCUUACACUAUGACCCGGAAAUCUUUGAAGCUCCAGAGGAGUUCAGAUUUAAUCGUUUUGUAGAAGAUGGUAAGAAGAAAACCACCUUUUUCAAAAAAGGAAAAAAACUGAAGUGUUACCUAAUGCCAUUUGGAACUGGAGCCAGCAAAUGUCCAGGCCGAUUUUUGGCAAUUAUUGAAAUAAAGCAAUUGUUGGUUGUACUUUUAACUUAUUUUGAUUUAGAAAUAAUUGAUGAUAAACCUAUAGAAGCAAACUGCAGCCGUUUUCUGUUUGGUAUUCAGCAUCCAGCCUCUGAUGUUUUAUUUAGGUACAAGGUAAAAUCUUAAAGAAGCUGAAAAGAAAGAGAAGAAAUCUAUCAAAACUAACCUAAAUGUCCUUGGCUUAUCAAUUUGUUUUGAAUUUCUGCAAAUGUAAUUGCUUUGUUUGUUUGUUUGUUUAAGAAGUGUCAAUUUAUAUUUGAUCUGUGAUCAGUCCAGUGUGCACAAAACCUAUCAUAAAAUAAAAUAGAAUGUCGACAUGAAAAUGGACAUCAAAAUAAGCAUAAUGAUAAACUCAAAAUAGCUUUUUUAUGUUUUUCUACAUACUGUGAUUUUCACCUGUCAUAGUAAAUGUACCGCAAUAAAUUUGGCACUGUGGGA